Molecule: messenger RNA, 2206 nt
Organism: Grammomys surdaster
Lineage: Eukaryota; Metazoa; Chordata; Mammalia; Rodentia; Muridae
Product: killer cell lectin-like receptor subfamily I member 2
Exons: 6
Coding region: 119-853 (244 amino acids)
Biological process (GO): positive regulation of natural killer cell mediated cytotoxicity; stimulatory C-type lectin receptor signaling pathway
Source: RefSeq, a predicted model, not a curated record
AGUGAGAACUGUAUUCUUCUUUAUGUUUUUGUUGCUUGGAAGAGGUUGUAGAACAGUAGAGACAAGUUACCAAGACUGAGAGGAAGCUAUUCCAGUCUUUUCACAAUAACAAAAAAAAAUGCAUAAGAAAAGGCAAAAUGAACCUGGAACAAUCAAGCAGGAGAUUAUUAACAUAGGAACAGAAUCUUUCACAUUUCAAGAGAAGCAGAGACCCUUGAAGACAGACCAGAGAUCUACUGUGUGGAAAGAAGAACAGAAAAAACAGGAACUGAAAGUGCUCAGAGCUCAGCUCAGGACAGGGUUCAAUACGGACAAAGGAACAGAUCCCUGGUUGACAACAUGGCAAAUGAUUACAGUCAUCCUGGGAAUCUCAUGCAUUAUUUUGGUUACAAAAGUGGGAUUAUUGAUUCCAAGUUUAUUUUCUAGAGGAGAAAAUCAAAGCAGAGAGAUCUCUCUUCUUAACCCUCUACGUUGUAACAAUGAUGACUCCUCCUGUGAUCUUUGUUCAUGUGACUGGAUUGCUUUUGGAAACCAUUUCUAUCAUAUUUUUCAUGGAACCAAAACCUGGGCAGAGAGUCAGUCUGCCUGUGAGGAACUGAAUUCUCAUCUUGUGAUCAUAGACUCUGAAGAAGAGCUGGAAAAUUUGUUAUUGUUUGAAAUUGAAGGGUGGAUUCUUCUCAAAAAGGAUGGAACCAACAGGUCCUGGUUAUGGGGAAAUGACGGUAAAACACAGCACACCUUAAUUUAUGAUUCAGAAAAGAAUAACAGCUGUCAUUAUCUGCAUGGGAACCUAUUCAUUUCUGGUGACUGCUCGUCUAGGAAAUCCUAUACCUGUGAAUUUAGUAUAAGGUGACACCUAUUUCUCUAGUAUAAUUUUAUUUAAUUAUGAACAUCAAAAUGUCUGUUAUUUGUUGAGUUUAUAAUUUUUAUGCUCUAUCUUAGUCAAAAGACCAAUAAUGACAAUUUUUAAGAUUUUUUUACUGAACUCAGAAGUUGCUGAUUAUUUUUUUUACUUUCUACAUUGUAUUGAGAGUGAUUAAUAUUCUUACCAGCGAUCACCAGUCUUAUAAUAAUUUAUGUUGUUAUUGAUAAAUUAAAUUUCCAAUAGUAUUUAUAUUCAGUAACUUUACAAAAUUCUUAAAGUAAUAAAAGGAUCCCAAUUGCGUGAGAUUUUUAAAAAGUUAGUUGUGUACUUUACAUGUAUAAGGAACAGGGACUCCACAGAGCAUAUGGUGGUCACAGGGCACGUUGGUGGAAUUGGUUCUCUCCUUCCACUUUUAUGUGGAUUCCAGGGAUCAACCUCAGGUCCCCAUGCUUGCAUGAAGUUUGCUACCCAGAGAGCUGUGUUACUAGCCUGGGUUUUGGUUUAGGAGUAUGCUUAGACUUUGUUGUUUACCCUGGUCUGUAUUCCCAGAGCUCAAACUAGUUCUGAGUCUCAGCAGACUUAGUAGGUAGACCAGAGAUGCAGCCCACCUCACCAAGUGUAGUAUUCCUAAUGGGCAGAUACCUUUGAAGAUUGUUCAAAAGACAUAUUAAUGAUUCUGUUUGAAACAGCAAGAACAGAUUUAACGGAAAAAUAAUAAAUAACAAAUGCAACUUUAGUUGAAAUAGUUAAGAAGCUUAGAGUCUGGGGCUGAGCCCCAGUUGGGCUCUGAUGUCAAGAGUGCUUACUGUUCCUGCAGAUGCUACAGGUUCAAUUCCUAGACUCCAUUGUGCCUCUCAUAGAUGCCUGUAACUCUACUUUCAAACAAUGGAAUGCACAUAAAAACUCACAUAAGUGCUCAAAGAAUUAUUGAAGUUGCUACCAUCAUGCCAUCUUGUCCUGACUGUUUUCUGCUUACUUAUACAGUUCUUAGUUUUAACCACCCACACCAUCUACCCUAGAAAUACAUUUGAAUUCCCAUGAUCCAAGUUAUUAACUGAAAUAAUUAAUGUUUACACAAACUUAAUGUAAGCUAAAUAACUGAAGAAGGCAUAAUACAAAAGUAAUUGUCAUGCAGUGUCUAAAAUUAUUAGUUUGUUCUGCCAGAUAUUAAUGUUGCAAGGUUACUCUUAUCCUCAUGUAACAUUGAUGGAAAUUGUGGUCUUUGUGAUUUUAGUCUUUAAAAAUAAUGUGUCCCUGAAUUUCACCAUCAAGACAUGUAUAAUCCUGCCUUUGGUUCCCAGUAAUAAAGAACUCAUAUAUAUGUUUACUUGGCUUAUUCAA